CUUUCCAUCCCUUGGUUUCCCCGACCCUGCGCCACGCGGGCGUGGUGGCGGGCGUGCCGACGCCGUUUGACGUCACAAGGGGCGUGGCUGCCUGGUAGUCCACCGGCGCGCGGGCGCGUUCGGCAGUCGCAGUUUGGGACGCGGGGCGUGCGGUUGCAGUUUUCUUUCCCUUUUUGCUGUCACAGCCGAUUCCUUCUCCGAGUCCAGGAUAGACUGGGCGCGCGCCCGCGUGUGUGUGUGUGAGCGGGACUCAGGACAGAGGUGUCCCCUCACUGUCUUUUUUUUUUUUCUUCCUUUUAUCCAAAGAAGGCAGUUCUUACCUUUGCCUCCCGGUCGCCCAUUUGGGAGCCCGGCUGGCGUGCGGAGUGGUUCGGGUUUUAUUUUUGUUUUCUUUUUUUAAUUUUGAACUUGUGAGCGCUCCCCCCCUCCUUUUUUCCCCCUCUUCCCCUCCCCCCAAUUUGGGCUCAGUGCCGCCAGCGCUGGUUUCCUUGAAUAACCGCAUUCUGCCCAUUCUCUGGCAACCCUAGCCUCAGUUUGUCCCUCCGCCCUCGCCCCUGGACCGGGAGGGUGGGAAGCCUUGUCCCCGCCCUUCCCGUCCGCGUCUCGGCAGCGGUAACCGCACCUGCUCAAUAUGAAUGGGGUCAACGACCCACCUCUUUUUAUAAAAGAUAUUAAGCCCGGACUGAAAAACUUAAAUGUCGUCUUUAUUGUCCUGGAGAUAGGACGCGUGACCAAAACCAAAGACGGCCAUGAAGUCAGAUCGUGCAAAGUAGCAGAUAAAACGGGCAGCAUCACUAUUUCCGUGUGGGAUGAGAUUGGAGGUCUCAUACAGCCAGGGGAUAUUAUUCGGUUGACCCGAGGAUACGCAUCCAUGUGGAAAGGAUGUCUGACACUUUAUACUGGAAGGGGUGGUGAACUUCAAAAAAUUGGAGAAUUUUGUAUGGUUUAUUCAGAAGUGCCAAAUUUCAGUGAGCCCAACCCAGAUUAUCGAGGACCGCAGAACAAAGGGGCACACAGUGAACAGAAGACUAAUUCCAUGAAUAGUAAUAUAGGUACAGGUACAUUUGGAUCAGUGGGAAAUAGCCUUCAAACUGGCCCUGAAUCAAGGGGAUACCAACUUUCAUAUGCUGGUGGAAGCAAUGUCCGGGGACCUAUCAAUACACAGCUACCAGGAGCUGCUAAUAAUCAAACAGUCAUGACCACAAUAAGUAAUAGCAGGGACCCUCGGAGAGCCUUUAAAAGAUGACCUAUGCCAAAUAGUCACAUGUAGUUUUUAAACUACGUGCCCUACUUGAACACUUAGUGCACUUUUAUUUAUUGUUAACUGUGAAAAAUAUGUCCUUUAUUGGUUUCCUUUUACGUUUUUGGUUUGUUAAGAAGAGUGGUUUUUUUUUAUAGCAAAACUGUUAAGCUGCUCAAGUCUCCUGUUGAAUGGGAACACUGAAAAGUAGGGGCAUAUAUUUUUAGAGCAAAAAAGUUAUUGGAUAUCCUCUAAAAAUUGCACCCAUUUCAAGGGUGAGUUAUUUAAAACAUCAGCUUUAUAGCCUCUAUGAGUCUUCUUAUGAAUUUUGUAAUAUUUCACAUAAGGCUUAAUGGGAGAUGUUCUUUGUCGUAAAUUCAGAUAUUGCCAACUAAAGCAAUAACCACCAAAAAAAACCCCAAACAAAACAGAAACUUGGUCAAUGCCAGCAAUAGUUUUUGAGUGUUUGUUACUCCAAGAAUGAAUGAUUUUGUUGAGUGACUGCCAUUAAGAUUUCCCAAGAAACGAAUCAUCUUAAAUGAAUCAUCCUAAAUUGUUUCAUUACCAAAAAAGAUUAUCAGAAUUAUGGAACAGAAUGCAAUCUGUAUUGUAAUAUGUAAGUUUUAGAAGAAAGCUACUUUGCUUUAUUUUCAGAUACUGCUCUUAACAUUUGUUAUUAGCGUGGAUUAUAUUGAAAGAAAAUUUUAAAAAAGGCCUUGAAUAUUUAUUUUUGAAUCUACCAUGUUAAAUAUUGAGAAGUUUAAUUUGAGAGAGUUAUAAAGUCAUAAUAAACAUUGAUCUAAUUAUUUUUAAAAAUAAUUUUGGUGAACAUAGUGAAGGUGAUUCAAAUUGAAUUCAUAUAUUAAUAUGCAGUCUUUAAGUUAUAGAUCCUAGGUAUUUACAGGUACUCAGCCUGAACUGAAAAUCCUAGGUGGUACUUCAAUUUGUGUGUGUUGUCUAAAGUUUCUGAACACAAUUCACAUAGCCUUAUUAAAUAGCAAAAGUUAAAUGACAAAGAAGUGAUUACAGCUUUAUUUAGAAACGUUAAGGUGGAAUUUAUUUAUGUGUCAUAAAUGGUACCCACUUCUACUUUUUACUGUAGGGUGGUUAACUGGCAAAUUUUUCUUUUGUUUAGAAUUUACCUCUUAAAUAUUUAUCUCUUGAAUAAAACUUGCAUUAAUGUUAACAGAUUUUGGAGUUUUGGAAAAUUAAAGUACUGUCAGAUGUGGGUUACUGUUCUUUCAGUCCUGCCCUCAUUUUCUUAUUUGUGAUGCUGGGCUAGUUAUUACAGUUGAGACCUUCUCUAAGUCUUUGAUUCUACAACUGUAAAAGCAAGUAAAUAAUAUUACUUCUUUGUGUAGUUAAAGACUGCAGUGUGAGAAAUUGGAAUGAUUUCUGCUAAAUAAUAAGGAGUCAAAUGUUUGUCUGAUCAUACCUCAGGAGUACAAAAAUGCAGAAUUUAGAAGUAUUGCUAUUUAGUGUGAUGAGAUGAAGUAGAAAAAUAACUUAAAUUUUUCUUUUGUGAUUGACACUGCCUCAAUAAUUUAACCUUGUUCUAUGAUUUUAUUACUUAUUAACAAGUUUCUUUUUUCUUAAGGGAAGCCUCCAAAACCAAAGCAAAGUGAAUUAAAUCCAUAAUGAAUAUUUGCCUUUCCAGUCUUCUUGGACAGCAGUCAUGAAGAAAUUAAGAGGAAGAAAGUUUCUACCUUCCUUCCUGGUGCUUUCAGCUUUCAACUGUGAAAUAAGUUUAAACAACACCUAGUGAAACAAAAAGCAUUUAGCAUAGAAAUGCACUCAGCUUAGGAUCAGGCCCCCUUGUCAUUUCUACAGAACAAAUCUGAAUUGGAUCAAAACCUGAUCAGAGCAGGUUGUCCUUCAGGCAGGGUUGGUGGGAAGUUGCUGCAGAAUAGAAACUGAAAGUUGAAAUCCAUGAGGUCAGAUGAUGAUAUUUAAUGGUGAAGGCUAAACUUUAAUAAGGUUCUCUUGUAGUGUCAAACUGUGUUUGCUUUUACACUAUAGUUUUAGUAAUUUGAGGAUACCCUGAGUAUGUGUAGUUACAAAUAUUUGUGACAUAUUUUUAUUAUUUAACAUUUUAAAUGAAUGUUUAAUUUGCUUGGUUGAAUAAUACCAAGGAAUAAUGCUACAAACAAGUAGAUGAAGAUUAGUAAAAGGUUUUACUUUAUGAUACAAGAAUUUAAAAGUAAGUGGAGGUGGUUAGCCUUCAAGAAUGUACAAUGUUGAGUUUUACAUCAGUCUGAAAACACUGGCAGCCAAUAGUUCAUAUUCUGUAUAAGAAUCUGACAGCUUAGUUGCUUAAAUGACUUCCCUUUUCAGUGUCAUUAGCAUAAUGAUUGUUGCUCCAAGCCUUUUCAGGCUGCAUGUGACUCUUAAGAUCCUUUCCUCUAAUGUGUUUGAAAGCAUUCUAGAGACCACAAACUGGAAAACCAUGAGAAGUCAUAUUUGCAAAACACUUUGCCAAGCAAUUGUGUUUUUUAGUCUUGGGAUUCCCUGCCUUAUUGCUGUUUUUUUUUUUUUUUAAGAUCUAGUUUUUCUUCUCUUUGUCUCCUGUCUGGUUGGGAGUCUGAAUAUAUCCAGUAGAAAAAGAUGGUGAAUUCUCUAGAAUGGCCAGUAAGGGGGCGUUAGAGGCAAAGGUACCUGUGUGUUGAGUUCCAGACAAUAAUUACACAUUAGAGUGAUUAAACAGUUCCACAUUUCACAAAAUAGUAAUGAUUAACAGUUCAGGUACAAUUCUGAGGAAAUCUAAUUAUGACCUUUGGAAAGCAGCUCUUGAUCGUGUGUUAUAUUGAAGGAGAAAUGAAAAAAAAAAAAAUUUUUACUUUCCAGAUACAUCUUCUGCAGAUGCCUCAAAUUUUGCCUUAAUAAGAGUGUAUGAGAAUUUGGAUUCAGAUACUGUGUCCACAUUACCCCAGGUUUCUGACCUUAGAGGAUUUAUUGAUGUUUCUCAAAGCACACACUAGAGAAAAUCCCAAGUCCAAUUCACCUGCUAAGCCAUUAAUUUAGCCUUUUUCCAUGUUAACCCUUAGACUUAAAGACACUAAGAACUUUUUAUCCAUAUUAGAUAGCCAGUAGGGUAGAAGAAUAUGAACAUUUUAACACUUCAAUUGGGAAGCAUUUCUUUUAAACUUUGUGUAAAGUCAAAGUUUUACCCACAGUUUUAUUGUGGAUCCUUAAUUUGAGAACAUAACCAACCCAAGUUUGGAUGUUUUGUCUUAUCAAAAUUUGUGCAUCUGCACAUGGGUGAUACAGUUUCUUGGUUCAUAUUCUGAAUAUAGAAUAACAUUGAACAUACUUGAAUAAAACUCGGUUUCUACACCUACGAGAUGCCCCAAAAAGUUUCGAGAAAUGGAUUGCUCCUCUGACCUAGAAUUUGCAAGUGUAGGUCUGGGAGGAAGACCUGCACUUACUCUGAAGUACCCUGCAUGUCUUCUGCUCUGGGGAUUUCCUCAUCACAAUAAGAUCACAAAAGUUUUCUCAGUUUAUUUUAUCUUUAUGAAGCUAUAGACUACUAAAUUUGGGAUUGUACAUGGAAAAUAAUUAGAAGGAUGUUCCUCAAAGCAAAGAUUCAAUGGCUGCAGCAGAUAGUUCUGAGAAUAAGAGGUUGAGUGGCCUCUGGAUAUGAGCACUGCAAAUUUUUGAAUUAGAUUUAAAGUAGAAUUAAAUAACAUCAAUGUUAAGAUCAAAUCUCUACAGCAGGGUCACAUGGCUUCUACUGAGCCUACAUGUCAAGUUAAAAGUAAGAUUUUUUUGCCCUAACCUUUGGUUAAAAACUUAAAAUUUUUUGUUGUUGCAUAUUUCAGCAAGUAUAUGUUCGUGGCAUCUAUCUACUCUUGUCCCUUAAUUCCCUAUGAUAAGAAGUCUAACCAAACUAAAAAAUAAACUGGAGCAUGAUA
Marmota flaviventris (yellow-bellied marmot) is the source of this 5151-nucleotide messenger RNA. It is a transcript of the gene Nabp1, whose product is annotated as nucleic acid binding protein 1. The record is from RefSeq and is a predicted model, not a curated record. Gene Ontology annotation, cellular component: SOSS complex. Lineage: Eukaryota; Metazoa; Chordata; Mammalia; Rodentia; Sciuridae. Gene Ontology annotation, biological process: double-strand break repair via homologous recombination; response to ionizing radiation; mitotic G2/M transition checkpoint. Gene Ontology annotation, molecular function: DNA binding.